Molecule: messenger RNA, 567 nt
Organism: Funneliformis caledonium
Lineage: Eukaryota; Fungi; Glomeromycota; Glomeromycetes; Glomerales; Glomeraceae
Source: the annotation of a GenBank genome assembly
AUGCGUGGUCAAAAACCCUUUAGGAUCGCUUCAACUUCUAGAAGACGUUCAAGGUCUCGUGAGCAUAAUGAUCAUCGAAGUUAUCGUAAAAGCAACAAAAAAAGCACUAGGCGAAGCACAUCCAAAAGAAAGGUUGAAAGAACUACUAGUGAAAGUCGAAGUCCCAGAAAUGACAUACGUGAAAGAAGUCCAAAAAGAAGCAAUAGGAACGAAAGAAGUUCAAGUAAAAGUUCGAGUGAUAGUAUUGACAUAACUCCGGCAACAAAAACUCUCGAAAGAGAUAACAGAAACGUAAGAAGUAUUGAAAGAAGUUCAAAAGUCCAAGAUCUAAAAAGGCAACGAUCAGAAGUUCGAAAAUAUUCUCUAGAAUCACGUAGAGAGCACUCUCUGGAAUCAUAUGAAGAAUACUCUCCAGAAUCACAUAGAAGAUAUCUAAAAUUACGUAAAGUGCUCGAGGAUAUGACUGAUGAACAAUAUAAGUCUUUUAGGGAUGCAGUUGUCCAAAUCCUCUCUGGUCUUGACGACUCGUUGUUAUUCGACCAUACGAAGCCAUGGAAUGAAAUUUAA